GUAUUUUCCUUGCUGCUUUUCAUUUUUCUGUGACAACAAAAACAGGACACAUAGGCUUUCUUUUUUAAGGAAGGAUUGAUAUCUUCUAGUUACAUGACAUCAAAACCUGGGGGGAUCUGAACAACGUUGUGUAGAAGAAGAGUUGCUGUAAAAACACAGGAACUGAUGACACUGCAUCAAUUGCCAUGUUGUACCAUAUUGCUGCACUGCCUGCCUUCAUUCCCUGGUGUGGGAACUGCUGUGCUAAAAUAGGGACCUGCCAUGGAAUGUUUUUCAAAGGAGCAGCCUACAAAACCAGAUAUACCUACUGGACUCUCAAGGUGUGGAUGAUCAUGGGAGAACAACUGUUAAAGAGCAGCAUCCUUGAUCAAUUUAUUAAUAGCCAUGAGCAGUCAUAUGAGGAGUUUCUAAAUACAUUCACAUAUCUUUUGAAAGAGAAAGAGGAUAAGACAAUUCAGGAAAGUAAAGUGGACUCCUUAAGAAAAAAAUGUUCUACUUCUGAAUUACCAAACAGAAAUAAACAGGAUGGCUCACCCGAAAGAAGCAAAGAAAUGUGGGUGUCAUUUCCACCACGGAUGCCAAAUGAGAAUGAGGCAGUGAUGAGUGAGUGCUCAACAGCUGGUGUCUCUGUUGGAAAUGAUCUCAGUCUGUCUGAAAAAGUGAAGGUGGACAAGUACUUACACUUGGAAGAUGUAGACACAGAUGAAGAGACCUGCAGUGGGUCAUUAGUUCUUCCUGGAGAGGUGGAAGAGACAGUGAGUUGCUGUACACCCUUCUUUGAUAAACCUGUUCAGCCAAAGUUCAGAGCCUGGUCAGUUCCCCAGCCAUCAGACAGCAAAGCCCAAGAGCUACUGGGUGAUGAUGUUCAGCCAUUCUCCCUUGAUGAAGAAUUUGAUUAUGACAAUGUGGCACUGACCCCUAAGUUCUCUGAAGCUGAGCUGAAGGCCCUUACAGAGUUGUUUGAACAGAAAAGUGGUACACAUGUCAAAUCAGCACCAGCUGAAGACUGAGUCAAAGGUGUUGUGUGCAGGGCUGUUGGAAUGACCUUUUCAUGGGAUGAAUGUAGCUCCUUGUUGUACCCUUAUGUAGUGUUCUUAUCUGCGUGGCCAGUGAGUGGCAUCCCUGAGAUUUGUCAUUAUUCUGUCAAGGUGCCUUGGAUCCUGCACUGGCUCAGGGUAGGUGUGCUGGAGUGACUUCUCCACAGGAGCAAAGCAAGCUGGUGGAAUUCAGAAUAACAUCGUGGCUACUCGUGCUUAUAUCUGGUACUGAUUUGGUUCCUGAGUAGUACAAAGCUGGUCCUAAAGCUGCCUUUUACCUCGUUCUUUCAGUAAGGCAAUUAAGAGCUUUUUAAUAGCUGACAAAUCAGUCUAUGAGCUCUUUAAAUGUAUAGAGAUAUAUGAGUGAAUAAAUCUGGGAAUAUUUUUUUUCUCUGUCUUUUGAGUUACUUCAAUUCUGCAAAAAAUAAAUAUUCCUGUUUCCAACAAA
Melospiza melodia melodia is the source of this 1485-nucleotide messenger RNA. It is a transcript of the gene IFTAP, whose product is annotated as intraflagellar transport associated protein. Gene Ontology annotation, molecular function: intraciliary transport particle A binding. Gene Ontology annotation, cellular component: cytosol; 9+0 non-motile cilium. Gene Ontology annotation, biological process: spermatogenesis; acrosome reaction. The transcript has 7 exons. The record is from RefSeq and is a predicted model, not a curated record. Bases 186 to 1010 code for a protein of 274 amino acids. Lineage: Eukaryota; Metazoa; Chordata; Aves; Passeriformes; Passerellidae.